Porites evermanni is the source of this 8292-nucleotide messenger RNA. Lineage: Eukaryota; Metazoa; Cnidaria; Anthozoa; Scleractinia; Poritidae. The record is from the annotation of a GenBank genome assembly.
AUGGAGCGACCUACACAGCUCUGUAAAGGGCAAGAGGAGACUUCCUCAAAUUCGGCGGAGGAGGGGCCGCGAAUUCCUCGUCUCGUCAUAGAAUCUACUGGCCAAACACGAUUUGCAAGUUCGGUGGUCAAAGUGCUAUCAUUGCAACGAUUCUACAAGAAAACUGGGCAACGCUCGCGAGACUCAUGGCUAGAACGAUAUACAUAUCAGGACGACAGGGACUGGCGCCGGCCGCUCAUGCGCAGAUCAGCGUCGAAUUCGCCGCAAGUACAGAGCCCAACAUCUGAGGGGACCGCAAGUUCCCGCGAUGCAUCAGACUCCUCACCUGACCGGGACAGCCCUAGCCGUUUCUGCUGUGACGUCACAUUUGUGUUCGAUCCAUCAGGUAAUGUUUAUUUCUUCUGGCUGCUAACAGUUACACUCGGCAUUUUGUACAACUACUGGGUCAUCAUUUUCCGGGUGGCAUUCUUCGUGCGAGAGCAGAAAUAUGUCAUUCCUUUCAUGGCCAUCGACUACAGUUGUGAUUUUAUAUUUCUCCUGGAUAUCAUCGUCCAGUUUCGCACUGGCUACUUCCUGGAUGGCAAGAUAGUCACGGAUACAAAACAGCUGGCCAAACACUACGUCAGGUCUUACGGGUUCUUCCUCGACUGUGUCUCUAUUCUUCCGACAGAUUUGCUCUACCUGGUGCUCGGUCCCAGGCCUUUUUUGCGCUUUGGGCGUCUUCUUAAAGCACACCGAUUUUUCCUGUUUUGUGACCGCGUUGAGAUCUACAGCGGUCGACCAAAGCUCUUCAACUUGUUGAAACUGAUCCAUUACUUGUUUCUGAUAAUCCACUGGGUAGCCUGUUUCUACUUUCUUCUUUCUUACUUUGAGGGAUUUGGCGCCGACUCAUGGCUACAUCCACCUCUUGAGAAACAGUGGGCCGAGGUAGGAAACAAAACAUUUUUGUUUUUCUAAAAACCCCACAAUAAUUCAAUAAUUUUCGAAAAAUCACCAAAAUUUUACCGAUCUUUAAUAUACAGAGACGUUAUAACAUAAGUACCAUUUGAAAGUACCGCUGAAGAGGUUCCAUUUAAAUGGUAACACCAUAGGAUUUCGUCCUCAGAUUUAAAAGUAAGAAUGACAAAUAAACUUCAAUGUCAUCACUUCCGUCAUGAGUGAAAGGGCUAGCAUGAUCGACCUUAGCAGCCCUUAUCUUUGGGAUACUCAAGUUGAUCCCAGUUCGCAGCAAUUCAAUAUUUACGUAAGUUUCUAAUACUUAUAGGUCGGUCCACAAUACCUGUUUUGCCUGUUCCGUUCUCUGGUUUCCAUGACAACUGUUGGUACAGGGAAGAACAAGCCACCGCAGACCACCAUGAGCCUAAUGUUCUGCAUCUUUACAUACCUCUGUGGAGUGCUCAUUUUUGCCACUAUUGUGGGCAACGCAGCGGAUAUGAUAGUGGAUCUGAGACGUCAUAGAGAGAAGUAUCACAGAAAGGUAAGCAGUUUUUUUACUCUUGUUUUUCACAUUACGUCACCAAAACUCUUUAUUAAAACAAAUCUUCGGUUCGAAAGGGUCUCCUUUUUACGAUAGAGGACGCUUGAAUUUCCAAGCUUUUGGGUGACGCAGCCGGGAAAGCUCUUAUCUGGGUUAAAAACGUUACCGAUUUUUUGAGAUUUUGUUAUCUAAACAUUCCUUGUCUCAGAAUAAAUAUUACUUUAAUCUUUCUGAGUUCCUCAAGUGAUAUAUUUACGCUUUUGUUGGAAAAGUCAAAGCCAGAUGUUUCUGUUGGUUUCCGGCCGCCAUACUUGUGCCACUCAAAGGGAAACCAACAUGGCGUCUCUAAACAAAGCUUUGAAAAUUUUGGUAAAACAUUUUCCCGAAUAUCGUAACGUUAACGAUCCACGACAAUUAUAGAAGGAUUUAUAUGAAUACUGUGGAUACAUCGGAGCAUGACGUUGCUUAUAUCUCCUCACCAAUUUGCACCAACAGGCUGAUUUUAGCACGUGGACAUUUUUCAUCUUAUUAUUUCGGGAUAUGCCAACCAAUAACAGCAAUCUAUAAUUUCACAAAUUUAUUUUUUUUUUGUUAUCACUCCUCUUCUCUAUGAAGAGGACAUACCUGGUGCAUCAGGGUCUUUAGGAAUUCUGUAAAAGUAAAGAUUAUUUGUAUCUCUAAAACUAUUAUUGCGGGCGACAAGAGAAGCCCGCAAUCCUAUUAUUAGUUGUUAUUACGCAUGCGUUGCAUGUUUGUAGCCAGCAUUCCUUUGGACUUACACAAAGAAUGAGUGGAAUGCACAGAACGCAAUUUGAUCACUCGCGUUUAGACCUUCUUUCACUCGCAAUCUGAUCACGCGUGUUUUGACCAUCUAUCACGUGAAACUUACGCAGAGCACAGCGUUUAAGCAAAUGCGUUUUGACCUUCGGUUGUUGUCACCUGCGCUCCCUGAACUUUUGGUUAUUACUAGUUGUAGUUCGGAACACAGCACUUGUAGCGCCUCUGCGCCAUGUUUGUUGACCUUCAUGCCGGCCCUGCAAACGAUCCCAAUAAGCUUUGUGGUCGCAAAUCGUGCUCAGAUUUUCACCGGCUUACAACAUGGCAAAUAGGCUUCAGCUCUACUAGGAGGAGACUCCUGAAGUGAUGACAGUUACUGACAGGACAUACUACUGUUCUCCUUACACUCUUCUGGCUAAGAACGCCUUCAAUUGCGCAUUACAUUCUCGCGGGGUGUGUUGUGGUCAAAUUAAGGUCGUUUCGCCCGGAGGUCGAUCAGCCCGAUGGCAGUUCGCUCAGCCUAAGUCGAUUCGCCUUUGUGCAUUUGUGGUUAUUUAAGCCUGAGAAAAAGGAAUAAGCAUGGAAAGACAGUCACUGCACAUGUGGAAUCUAAGGUUAACUAAAAGAAGAUCUCGGAGAAGUAGGUUUACCAUGUUGUGGAGUGUAGAAAUGUCAUCGGGCGAAUCGAUUAAGUCCUCGCGAACGCCUUCAGGCGAAUCGACUUUUGGGUGACACGACCGCAAUUCUUCUUCUGUACUCACCUCACCCUCUUACAACUGUUUUAUCUGUAGCUCGACGGAAUGAAGGAAUACAUCGCCGCCAACCAGCUGCCCAUGGAUCUACAACGCCGCGUGGUACAAUGGUUUGACUUUGCCUGGAGGUACAAGAAGGACAUGAGCGAGGAACAACUUUUUCAGCAGCUCAAUGAUAACUUCCGCGCUGAAAUCGCCAUUCAUGUCAACCUUGAUACCCUGAAAAAAGUUAAGAUGUUUGAGAAAUGUGACCCAGGAUUCCUACGAGAGCUUGUGCUGAAGCUGAAACCAAUGCUUUGUUCCCCUGGUAAGAUAACUUAAACUCAAGUUCAGUCGUAUAUAGUGUUCCUCCCUUGCUUCCUGGUACAAUUCGUCGCUCAAUCUCACGCACUGCAAAAAGAGUUUUGCGAGCCACCUAAGUAAAAACACUUUAUACAUAUCUGAUUGUUGCAUUUCACAAGUACGGUUUGUCGCUCAAUCGUACGUAACCUGUUCAGCAAGUGCAAUUACAAUUAUUGUGAUGAUUGUGAUUAAACCGCUGAAUAUUACAUUUAUGAAGCGCCCUUUAGUUUUAUUUUAUUCUGGUUGACGAUAAUACGCUUCUUGGUUAUUUUUAAUACAGGAGACCACGUCUGUCGCGAAGACGAAAUUGGCCGAGAAAUGUUUAUUGUGAACAAAGGCGAGCUGGAAGUCGUAGACAAGAAGGGCAAUGUGUUGGCUAAGCUGUUGGCCGGUCGACACUUCGGCGAGAUAAGCAUCCUCGAUAUGAACGGGAUCGGCAACCGUCGGACAGCUUCGGUCCGUUCAGUGGGCUUCUCCGAUCUUUUCCGACUUUCAAAAAAGGAUCUAGAGGAAGUGAUUGAGUACUACCCAGAAGAGAAGGAUCAGUUGGCGAAGAUAGCUCGACAGACAUACGAGAAACAACAAAAACAGCGACAGCUGCAUCAAACAGUAACAGAUGAGGAUGGGGGUAAGAUAUCAAAGGGCAAGGAAUACCAUGACUUGCAGCGUUCAUAUCGGAUGCAACUUUGGUUAAACCUAUGGAACUAUGGGAACGGAUCGGCUUGCGGAAUAAAAAGGGAAGAGUUAAACUAAGUGCAAACGGACGUACAACUCCCAAUAUUGGUGGGCCAACAAUGUUGGGGGUUCUUGCGUCUGUGUUGGCAGUGGUGUACAAACGGAUGCAAGAACUCCCAACAUUAAUAUUGUUGGGAUCUGCAGUACAUCGUGGAAAGGAUACAAGCCAUAAUGCACGUGCGUGGCCCCGUGGAUGCAACAUUAGCGAGCUUAAGCAACGACGACAGCGACGGCAACGAGAACGGCAAAAAAAAAAAGCAAUUGGUUUAGAUUGACAAAACAAGGGCUUUGCACGUGCAUCACGCUUUUUUGUACAUUUCUUAGCCGUCGUUGCACGACUACAACGUGAAAGCGCCUCAUUUCACGUUUUGUCGAGGACAGGAACAUAAGACAACGCGUUUCUUUUUCUUUUCCUGAACUUUGAUACAGUCUUUUAGAAUUCAGCUCCAGAAAAAGUUGCCAACAUUUGAGGAACUGAACGAGAGGGACUAAGCGCGAAACAGUGUGAAGCAGAGCGACUUUACUUUUUAAAUGACGUUUUCGUAGCCGUUGCCGUUGCUUAAGCUCCUUAUUGUUGUGCUACGCUUCGGUGAUCACGGAACAAGAGAAAUGCUUGGAGUUGUUGGCUCAAACGUUUGACCGAUCUUAAACUUUGCGCAACAAUUCCCAACAACAUGCAACAGGGUGUGCAAACGGACGCAACACGUAACAUCCACCAAUCUAGGGAGUUGUUAGCCAACAAUAAGGACUUUAAGAUCCAACGACGCGACGGCGACAAGAACGUCGCUUAAAAAGUGAAUUUGCGUUCUUUCAGUAUUUAUAGCGAUUAUUCCUAACCACUUACUUUGUGAAAUGUAGGCGAACCCUCCUGAGGCUGAAUUUCAAGGAACCAUAUUCAAGCUCAGAAAGAGAAAUAAAAUUUCGUCGUUGCUUGUUUACGUCCUCUAUAAAGGGCGAAAUUAGGCAUUUUCACGUCGUAGUCGUGCAAAAACGGGAAAGAAAUAAACAAAAAAGUGUGAUGCACGUGCGAAGUUGUUGUUUUGCUUAUUAAACCUAUUGUUUUUUUUUACGUUCUCGUUGUCGGCCGCGUCGUUGGAUCUUAAAGUCCCUAAUGAUGCGUCCGUCUGCACGGGGCCUUAGGUUUAUUCUAGUUAGCUCCUCUAUGGUGAAAAUCGUGAGGAAUAUCGAAACCUGCGCUAUUUAUUUAGUAUAUAGUUCUACCUUUUGUGUCUGUGGAUGAAAUCCUAUGGUGUGACCAUUCAAGUAAACCCUUUUCAGCAGUAAUAUAAUAAUAUAAUAUAAUAUUUUUUUGGUAUAUUCUUCUAACCCGGAGCCAGCGGGAAUAUGAGCUGUUUUUCUAGCUUACAUAGUUUGUAGAUGAAAUCAAACGAUGUGACCAUUCAAAUGAAACCUUUUUGGCGGUACAUUUGCACGAACUUGGGCAUUUUUCUUCAUUUUUGACUUGACUCAUUUCUGGAAGUGAAAUAGACUGCAAAACAGUCAGUAUUAUUAUUUUUUCAAAAUCGGUUUUACAAGGCGCGAAGCGCGCGGGCCUCAGACGCCCGUUGGGUGGCAGUCAGGGCGGAUCCGCCCCGGUGGCAAUCCAGACCUUUCCGCGCUUUGACCGCUCGCGCGCGAGUUGUUAACCUACGCAAAAAAUACGGGCUGUUUUGCAAUCUAGAAGUAAAACGAUUAUUCUAAUUUUAGGAGAAGACUCGAUCAUGGAGAAGAACGAUCCACGUAGAUGGCUGGUGGCCGACAAGGAAACGCUUCAGCGUCGGUUGUCUCUGAUAGAAGCUAAAAACGACGUCAAGGCGCUUGCAAGCAAAUUUAGAAAGGAGAACGGCCACGUCUUGAACCCACGCGAAGUGGUGGCUUCGUUAGCGCAACGAGCACGAAUGGAAAGAAGUGACGAGGAAUCCAGGCUCAUUGUUAAGGACUUUUUAGCAAGACGUAAGAGAGAUAAAAUUGCGACAAGAAACGCGGUAUCACAGGACAGUGUGAUCGUAAACUGGGAUGAUAAUGGUACCAAAGAACUAAACGCAGCUUUUAUGGAGAAUUGUUCAAUUGAUCAGCUGAGAAAAAGUCAGCGAAAAUUCUUCGGCCGCCCUCGUUCACGUACGCAGGUCAGUUUAGCUAUUGGUGCAAAGGUGUAGCAGGAGUUAUUGGGCUGCCUGUGCCCCCCCCCCCCCCCCCCCCCCCCCCCCCCCCACCCAAAGGUAGGUUAUUAGUUGGGUUGGGUAGGGGUGGGCCGUCUAUUCGGCCACUUUUUUUUUUUUGGGUUUUUUAAAAAUGAUAAAAAAUUUUUUUUUACCAUUAUUAAAAUGUUAAAUAUUAUUUUUAUUUCUUUUUUUUUAGCCCCCCCCCCCCCCCACACCCGCCCCUCACUCAGCCAAAGUUAGGUUAAUAGUAUGGUAUGGUAUGGUAUGGCAUGCUAUUCGGACACGUUAUUUUCUUCAGGUAUUUACAAAAUGAUAUAAAUAUCUUUUCUACAGAUAUCAUAAUGGUAUAAAUAUUGUUGAUCACUGAUUUGUUUUAUUCACAAGGAAUCCAACCCAAACUCACCCACAAGGAACGAAAUUCCGUUGUUCACUUUCAAAUCAAACAGCUCGGAGAACUGCGAUCAGAAGAAGGGUCAGUCUUCAAACUCUUCAUCAGCGUUUACCAUUAAGCUUAACAGAACUCCGAGCCAAAAGGGAACAGCUUCAGCUUUCAAGAAAGGUAUCUUGAAAAAUAGUGGCAAUAACGCGAUAAAACUGCGACCGUGUGAAUCAACUGAGACUUCAUCCUGUUACGAAAGUGCUAGCAGCGACGCUGAGAGUUCAAGCAGCUGUCUCACAGGUAAGAUGAGGUGCUGCAUACAAAAUGAAGAAACGCAUGACAGUAGCAAUAGCAGAAAUAGUAAGAGUGGUGGGAAUAGAAGUUAUGGUUUUAAUCGUACUGUACUUUUCGCGGUUGUGACAGCAAAGCUCUUGCGCACCGACGCACAAUGGGUGAGAAAAUUUGGUUAUCUAUGCAGGCAAGAAAUUAGGUUCUGACAAGAACGCCCGUACGUACCUUCAACCCUUCUUGUUAGCGGAUGUGAAUUGUCUUACUUACCAAGGCAUAUACAUAUUGUGUGUAACUUGAUACAUGAUUAUGAUCAAUUGACGGCUGUCAAAAUCGGGUAUCUGCUGACCCAUGUCACAUGAAUGUAUCGCGGGCGCAGGUGUACAACUCAUUGAUGAUACGUGUUUUUAUUAAUUCUCCACUGACCAGUUAUGUCAUUAUAAAUGAUGGCAGACUCAGAAAACUUAACUUCAGAAAGACAUUUCUUAAAAGUUCCCACGAGAGCUUCGCUUUUGCCCUUGGCUAAAUCUGUAUAUUAGUGGUACAGUCAGUAGUGAUGGUAUUUGUAGUGGUAGAUGUCCGUGGUAGUGGCGAUGGUGGUAGUGCUAGUGGCAAGGAUCUGUUUUGAUUCUCACGAUCAAGGAAAUUUUUAAAUUUCUUUCACUCAUUCUGCAUAUAGUACAUUCCGCAUAAUUAUGCCAUUCCGUAAGUCACGCCAAAUGCCAUUGCGCAAACUCAUUCUGUCUUUGACCUUCACCGUUUUUUUUUAAAACCAGCGCGCUUCGCUAAAAUUUUCGAGUCAUCUGCAUAUAUUACAUUCCACAUAAUUACGCUAUUCCGCAAAGCCCUGCCACACGCCAUUCCUCAAAUUCCUCCUUACCCACACCGCACUUGUUGUUCUAAACUUUGGUCUAAGUAAGGCUUUGUACAAAUGACCGGCCUAAGGAAGUUUAACUCUCUUAUCAUUUUGAUUCAGGCAAAGAAACAAGUCAAAGUGUCAAACUGAAGAAGAGGUUCAGAGCCCAUUUUGUAAAAGACAAAAAGAAAACAGACGCAACAAUCAUCCUUGCCACUCCUGAAAAUAGUGAAAUCGUUGAAGAUUCACCAAGAUUACAUCACGCUACCAACCGAUUUAUUCCCUUAGAUAAAGACCCAGUGAAAGAAGUCAACAAGGACAUGUACUCAGUCGCUCCCGAAAAAAAUUGCACUUGCCAGUUGGAAGAAACAGAAGAAAAAGAUAUCCAGAAACUGAGCGCAACUUCAUCUGAAGUUGAGUGUUCCUGUAGAAAGCCAUCUGCGGGUCAAGAGAUAAACUUAAACACGGGCUUAUCCAGGCCAUCGGAUGAUCGAGCUUAUGGGGAGAGGGAGUCGGUGUUUUAA